CACUGAGAACUCCAUCUCCUCAAACUUCCGGCAGCAGGAGCGGCGGGAACCACCCACUGCGCAUGCGCGGACCCACUCAGCCUCCUCGGGCCCCUCCCCUCCGCGGCAGGGCCUCGGUACCGCCUGGCGGUUGGUGUCCUCCGCGGCUUCCAACGGGGGCGGGCUUUUCGAAUCUUCUCGGAGGAGGCGCGGUGGCAGCCCCAGCUGUCUGCGCUGGAGAUGGAAAAGCCAACUCUGAGCGGUUCCGAACUCGGCCUGGCGGGGCUUCCCGCCCAGCAGAACUGCAGCAUUCAAGAAAAAAUUGACUUAGAAAUUCGAAUGCGAGAAGGAAUAUGGAAAAUCCUUUCUCUGAGCACUCAAAAAGACCAGAUUUUGCAUGCAGUUAAGAAUCUCAUGGUGUGCAAUGCUCGAAUAAUGGCAUACACAUCAGAGCUACAGAAAUUAGAAGAGCGGAUUGCAAAUCAAACUGGAGGAUGCGAUGUGAGUUUUGAAAGUAAAGUGCGAACAGCAUGUAAAGGAAAGAUUGCCAUAUCAGAUAUUCGAAUACCACUAAUGUGGAAAGACUAUGAUCACUUCAACAAUAAAGAACGAUCACAGCGCUAUGCCAUUUUUUGUUUAUUCAAAAUGGGAGCUGAAGUUUUUGAUACUGACAUGGUGAUUGUGGAUAAAACAAUCACAGAUAUAUGUUUUGAAAAUGUGACCAUAUUUAAUGAAGCAGGGCCAGAUUUUCAGAUAAAGGUGGAAGUAUAUAGUUGCUGUACAGAAGAAUCUUCUUUAGCCAACACACCGAAAAAGCUAGCUAAGAAACUUAAGACAUCUAUAAGUAAAGCCACAGGAAAGAAAAUAAAUUCAAUGCUGCAAGAAGAUGAUCAUGAAACAUGCUUGUUCUUCAGUUCAGCUAUUUCUGGUGCAAAGUAUAAUUUGCUAGCUCAUACUACUCUGAACUUGGAAAGUAUUGAGAAUAACUUCAAGACCCAUAAUCUGUCUAUUAAUGGAAAUGAGGAGUCUUCAUUUUGGCUUCCCUUAUAUGGUAACAUGUGCUGCCGAUUAGUUGCCCAGCCAGCUUGCAUGGCUGAGGAUGCAUUUGCAGGAUUUCUUAAUCAGCAGCAAAUAGUAGAAGGCCUGAUUAGUUGGAGAAGGUUGUAUUGUGUUUUGAGAGGGGGUAAACUCUAUUGUUUUUAUACCCCAGAAGAAAUCGAAGCUAAAAUUGAACCAACUUUAGUAGUGCCCAUUAACAAGGAAACCAGAAUUCGGGCAGUGGAUAAGGAUGCCAUGAAAAGAAUCCAUACUUUCUCGAUCAUCAACCCUUUUGCUGGCCAGACUAUAACUCAGAUUUUUACUGCUGACAAUAGAGAAGAUCUUCAGAAAUGGAUGGAAGCCUUCUGGCAGCAUUUCUUUGAUCAUAGUCAAUGGAAGCAUUGUUGUGAAGAACUUAUGAAAAUUGAGAUUAUGUCACCACGGAAACCACCUUUGUUCUUGACAAAAGAGGCGACCUCGGUCUAUCAUGAUAUGAGUAUUGAUUCCCCUAUGAAACUUGAAAGUUUAACUGAUAUAAUACAAAAAAAAAUUGAAGAGACGAAUGGUCAGUUCCUUAUUGGUCAGCAUGAAGAAUCCUUACCACCUCCAUGGGCCACACUCUUUCAUGGUAAUCAUCAAAUGGUCAUCCAGAAAAAAGUAUUAUCUUCUGUAAGUGAGCAGUUACAUGAUGGGAAAGGGAAAAAGAGACAAGCUCCCCUUCCUCCUUCUGAUAUACCUCCAUUCAGCUUAAAAGCACAGACCAACAUGGAUCAAUUGGUUAAGGACAACUGGGCAAAAACAAGUGUGUCUUGGACCGCACCUUUGGAUACAAGAUUAUCAACCCUAACGCAUCACUUACAGAAACCAAUGGCUGCUCCUUGAAAACUUCUUCCUGCCAAGAAGAAUAGUUUAAGUGAUGGUGAGCACACAGACACUAAAACCAAUUCUGAAGCCAGGCCAGUGCCAGCUCCACCGCACAAAUCUAUCAAAGAUAUUUUUGAUCCUAGAUUGUGGUUGCAGGCACAAGUAUACAACAUUUAACAAAAUCUAAACUGUGAGGCUUAAUUCAGAGGAAUUAUAGAUGUAGUAAUAUGUAAUUAUGUAUGUAAAUAUGAUAGUGAUUUACAUCAAUAAUUAAUAAGUAUUAGUUAUAGAAAUGUUUUAUAAAGAAGAAAUGGAUUUCUCAUUUACUGCUGAUUUUCAGCAUAUAAGUGAUUUCCCCAACAGAGUGCAAGAGGCAGUUUCUAGACAAUAUCUUAAUUGUUAGAAGGGUUAAUUUAUUCCUAAAUUAGUACCAGGCAGUGAACAAGCACUAGGCAGAACAAAGCAUUAAAAUUUCUUAUGGAAAGAGACUGUCUAGUAAUUUAAAUGUGUUAAAUUGAGCCAUAUUCUCAUUGUGAGAAUUUUAAUAGUAAUGGAAUGUUUCAGAAGUUUUAUUCAAACCACCAAUUAUAGAAUCCACCCAAGAAAAUUUUCUUCUUAGCAUUCUGGAAUUCUCAUCUAAUGGUUCACUGGCUCUCAUCUAUUGUUUAACUCACUGGUUUAUAGGUCUGACCUUUUAAAUUCCUGGGAUAAAUUUUGGAAUAUUAAAUUCUUUAUCUUUAAAGGGAGUUUACAAUGUACUGUUCAAGGUUGUUUCCUUGAUGAACCCUGAAAUCCUGUUGACAUUAACUCUCAUAAGUGAAGCAUAGCAUUUAUUGGUUAAAGAGAAUGGUAGAUGAGCUAUUCUUUAUUUCCAGUUUUCUAUGUGUGGUACUGAUUUCCAUUGUGACUUUGGAAUUUGGGGAAGUGAGUAGCUGAUUAACACCUUAAAAUUCAUUUAAUACUCAUUUAAAAAGCAGAUGGCAGAUUUUAAAAUAUCAGAAAAGUUGGCCAUGGAAAUCGUUUUCAGGAUUCGUCCUUUUUUUUUUAAUUAGAUUUCCUUUUUCUAUAAGGGUUGAGGUCUGCUAUUGAUAUUAUUAAUUUAAAGUCAUUCUUAUAAUAAUAACAUCCGAAUCAUUACCAUAGGAGGUAAUUUCCAUAGCAACUAAUCAUAGUGACCUGAACAGGAUUAUGAAAUCAAGUGAAGAAUAAAUAGCAAGAGGAUAAAUAUCUUAAAGGAACAAAAAAAUCCAUUUCUUAUAAUGAUGGUUCUUGUAAACAAAAGCUAAACAUUUUUAAAAAUCUAAUCAGAAUUUCCAAAUAAAAUGGAUUCUAUAAGGUGUCAGUAGCAGCACUAAAAAUCUCAGAUCACACUGAACCCUAAAUGUCAUUACUAGAAAUAAAAAUAUAAAAAUUAAAUUGCUGUCCUGUGUGCAAUCUCUAGAAAUCUUUUUAAAGCUAGUAAGAGCUCUAGUUGGAUCAGAACUACAUUUUUACAAAGUAAAAUGAACACUUUACAAAAAAGUGACUUUUAAUUUCAGUGGAAACUUUCAUUAGUUUUAGCAGUCAUUUUUCAUUUAUAUAAAAUGAUGUAACUGCUAGGUUACUUUUGUGUUUGCCCAGGACUCCUAAUAAGAAUGAGGACUCGAGGGAGUAAUGACAUGAAAGGUCUCUUGUGACUAGCCGCACCCAGGAUCAACAUAGUAUUUGGUGAGAAAGAAACCUUGUAUGCUUGCCUAAUAUAAUUUAGAGACCAUCACAUGUAUGAAAAUCUAAACAAGUAAGAUUAAUUUAUUUUUUCUAACCAGAGGGUUUCCUAAAUUUCUAUUGUUUGCCAUUUUAGUAAAUUACGUAUUAAAAAUCUAAAUGACACUGUUUAAAUUUUUUAUUUUUUAAACCUCACUGCUGUUUGUGAAAGCAUUUGUGACUCUGUCAUUGCCUUUAAAUUGUUGAGCUAGAAAAUGCUGCAGGCAAAGUUGUUUCUGAAACUGGCAUCAAAGUAUUCUUUUUUCUUCUUCUUCUUCCCACAGUUGGUGUCUUUUUUUUAUAAUUGAUUGGUGCAAAUCAGUAUUAUAACUUCCAAACUAUAUUCUUGUCAUUUUUUCUCAUGCAAAUUAUAGAAAGAAGGAUUUAAGUUUUACAGGAAAGAGAAUUUAUUCCUUGAGAAAUUACUUAGCUGUUGUGCCAUCAGUAGGGAACUUUGGAACAGGACUGAAGUCCUUCUCCUAGAAACAUGUAGGUGAAGGAAGACCAAACACUGCUCCCCACCACCCACCACCCUUCCCAAAUUCAGGCUGUUUCUAGAAGGCCCAUCUCAUUGUGUGUUAGAAAGCCUUUGAAAUUAUCCUGAAGUCCUCAGCUGUACUUCCUUGACCGUAGCACCCAUUAAAUGCUAGUUCACUCUCCCCACCCCACCUCCCCAAAAUUAUUUGUUAUGCAAAGUGGGCUUUUUCUUUCUUCCUUUUUUUUCUUUUUGUCCUAAUUUAAAAAAAAAAAAAGUCUAAAAAUAUUGCGUUAAACACUGUCAGGGAGUUGGAGGUAUUUGAUUUUUUCAUUCCCUAAACUGGAAGUUUAUGACAAAAAUAUCACGUUUCAGCUUUUUUUGAGCUGGCUUUUCACAUUCUUUGUUUGCCCUGUUGAUUUGUUUCUUGAUUUAUAAAGAUUAUAAACUUGAAAUAAAUAGUUAGCUGUCAGACCUUAAUAAUAAUAUUAUCAUUGGAGAAACGUAAUAGAAAGAAUGGAUAUUUCCUGAUAACUUGAUAAUUCUGGUUAUCUGAAGUUAAUGUCUUAGACGAUUACAUUUACAUUUCUAGCACUGGGAUAUAAAGUACAACAGCAUUAAGAUAGUCUUAUUUUUAAUUGCCACAAAGUGGUAAGCUUUUUAUUUAAACAUCUUGCAAGGACCAAAGAAGGCAUUUUGUUAGUAUAUAUGUAUACCUCCUAAGGUAAACAGUCUUUCAGAAAUAUCAGGCAUGUCUUGCUGAGUUUUGUUAAGUCCUCCUUAACUGUCGGCAAUGCCCUCUGACUUCUUUUAAAUGGAUGUGAAUGUAUUUGGAAAAUUAAAACUAAUUCUUAUCAAUACCUUAUCUUUAUCCUGUAGGGUCCUACUGAAUGUAUUUUGCCUGGUACUAUUUAUUAAAAAUGGAAACUGCCUUGAUUUAGUGACAACUCAUGUAAGGUAGGUUAAGCAGUCAAGUAUUUCUUCAAGCUUAUGUUCUGCACCUCAGCCACCUACCGAGAAGUUAAUUAAUUUAAUUUAGUUCAGAAUGAAAUUACAGGGCAGGUCGGUGCAAUUUAUGUUAAACACCAUUUGAAUGUAAUCACCUGUGUUACCAUGACUAAGGACCAGAGCUAGAAAGAGGGAAUGCUGUACCAUGAACAGGGAGCAAAGUGCUUUGCAGGAAAAGUAUCAGGCCCUGUGGUCAUAAUUUAUCAAAAUUCAUUGUCUUUUUAAAGAAUGAAUUGUUCAGCAAUAAUUAGGCUUUAACUGAUGACCGUUUAUAUUCUGUUCGUUGUUCUCAGUGUUCUGUUAGUCUUAACAAUGUAGAUAGAGUUUACAUGUGAAAGGCAUUACUAUUUUAAUGUUACAUGUUUAUGUGUAACUACUACAUUGCCAGUAGUUACUUGAAAACGGUUUAUUCUGGAUCGUGCAUAUUCUUAGUUAACCUUAGGAAAGAUAUUAACCUUUGAAUUUUUAAAAGACAAGCUUUCAUUCAAAAAUAUAUUAGGAUGUUUUAUUUUCUGUGGCAUGCUUGUGUAAUUGGAAUUUGCAUUUUUGGUAAUUAUUAUUUUUUGACUAAAUAUACAUCAAUUUAUGGAUUAAGAGUAGUGUAUCUUUGACAUAUGUUUUCUUAAAGCACCAAAAAUAUUUGGUAAAGAAACUAAGUCAUGUGAUUAUAACUUCUGUACUUCAGCACUAAAUCAUGAAGACAUUUUCUAGCUGAUUUUCCCCUUGGUACUCCCUUCUGGGCUGAACUAAUAGAAGUAAGCAUUGUGAUAGAAGUGAUCCGAAAAAGACAUACUCAGUAGCUGAUGCUGAUUAUUAUAAAACUAAUAUCCUGAUAGCCUUGGUAUAAUGAACAUUUACAAAAUGUUUGCAUAUAAUCCUUCUUUCAAUGUACUCUUAAAAAUCCAUUGCUGUAAACCUACUUUUAGUUUACUGAUUCAGAAUUUCCCCAGAGUUUAAGCCACUCUGAUAAUAAAUUAGGCAUCUAGAACAUUCAGUUGCCUUAGCCACAAGAAGAUCCUUACUUUAAUGCACCUCCCUCAGUACUUAAUUUAUUCCCUUGGAGCACCUCAUGGGAGGGGGAGAGAAAUGAGCAAUGUUGGUUCAAUUACAUCAUCUCAACAUUUUACUUCUAAAUCUGUAGUGUGACCAGAAAUAUUUAAUGUUUCUUUUUGAAAAGAAUUUCAUUUUCUCUAAGGGGAGAGGCCUACUAAUCAAUGUGUUAAGAUAAACAAAGUACCUUAAGGUUCAAUUAGCAACAAAAUAAACUACAGAAAUAUUAACAAACAUUUUUAUUUAUCUGAGUAUAGGAAAAAUACCAAUACUUCUAAGUUUGAUAAUUAGAAAGCUAAGCAAGAUCAUUCCAAAUUUUACUAAAAAUUGUAUUUUACAUUGUAGCAGUUUGCUUUGAAGGAUAUAGUAAUCGCUUCAUGUAACUACUGAAGGAGAGGUAGAUUGAGAAGAUCCUGUAUAUACAUAAUUAUGCUGUGUUAUGCGUGUUUCAAAAAAGCAAAAUAAAUUUUUUUUGUUCAGAA
This is a messenger RNA of Choloepus didactylus (southern two-toed sloth), 6639 nucleotides long. It is a transcript of the gene RTKN2, whose product is annotated as rhotekin 2. Lineage: Eukaryota; Metazoa; Chordata; Mammalia; Pilosa; Megalonychidae. The transcript is spliced from 12 exons. The coding region runs from base 220 to 1899 and encodes 559 amino acids. Gene Ontology annotation, biological process: hemopoiesis; signal transduction; positive regulation of cell population proliferation. The record is from RefSeq and is a predicted model, not a curated record.